Messenger RNA from Caenorhabditis elegans, 1939 nucleotides. It is a transcript of the gene F31D4.2, whose product is annotated as Sugar phosphate phosphatase. The record is from RefSeq and is marked reviewed. Lineage: Eukaryota; Metazoa; Nematoda; Chromadorea; Rhabditida; Rhabditidae. The coding region runs from base 21 to 1373 and encodes 450 amino acids. Gene Ontology annotation, molecular function: catalytic activity; fructose-1-phosphatase activity; protein carboxyl O-methyltransferase activity. The transcript is spliced from 8 exons.
UAAUAAAACCUCUGUGAGUGAUGGAGAACGCCGACGAGUACGAUCACUUGGCGCCGAAACUACGCGGGAAGAAGGAGGGCACGUUCGCCUAUUACACUGUAAGAGACCGAUGGCCGAAGAUUGUUACUGGGCUAGUCGAUCAAUUGGCUCAAAAAAGAGCGAGCCUUAUUGAGAAAUAUGGCAGUGAAGUUGAAUCAGAUAUUGCAGCUAUUUUAGAAGUUUUUUCAAAGCUUCGAUAUGAAAUCAUGACUGACAAGCCACUUUGCAAUCUAAUGGACACCCAGUUGGAUUCUGAAAUGUGGAGAAAUUUGCUCAGCGACAUGAGAACUGCUGCAAUGCCCGACGAAGUUGAAGAUCUCACUUUUUUCAAAGGACCAUGGCUUUUUGUUGAGUGCUGGCUCUACAGAUUCAUCUGGAGCACGUUUGCAAAAACUAUUCGCCUCAGCGAAUAUGAUUAUUUCCAGGACUCGAAGCGCAAAAAUUUCCUAGAUCACCUCCCACAAAUCGAAGAGUCGGCGGCAUUUAUCAAUAAAAUCUCAGCGAAAGAUGCUCCAGUUCAUGAACUAUUCGGAAUCAACACAAUACUGAAAAUGAGCUUGUGGGGAAACCGAGCUGAUAUGUCAUUGACUGGUGGAGACGAUCAUACCUUGGCGAUGUCAUCAAUGUCGGCUUCUUCAAAACUAGCAGAUUUCGUACUUAUCGACGAUGUCAACGAUAUGAUUGUGAAGGUUCUUGGUCCAUUAAAAAUCAAUGCAAAUCACGAAACUAAUCGAAGAAUCGACAUAAUUCUCGAUAAUUCUGGAGUCGAAUUGACUGGAGACCUGAUCGUCGCCGAGUUUUUCAUCUCUCGUGGUUUUGCCGAUAAAGUUGUAAUUCAUGGAAAAGCGAUCCCGUGGUUCGUGAGUGACGUCACUAAACCUGAUCUCGAUUGGACAAUUGAACAGCUGAAAAAUGGUGAAAAUAUUGGAGAAGAGAGUCGAGCAUUGGGAGAAAAACUCGAAAAACGGAUGAAAUCGGGCCAAAUUGUGUAUCAAGACCAUCUUUUCUGGAUAUCCCCACAUGCUUAUUAUGCUAUGGAGAAGGAAGCUCGCGAUUUGUAUGAUGAUUUGAAAAAUUCGUCGUUAAUAAUCUUCAAAGGCGACUUGAAUUACCGUAAGCUUGUUGGUGAUCGGGACUGGGAUCUCGAUACUUCGUUCAAAACCGCCUGUCGUGGAUUUGCACCGUGUCCAUUUAUGGCGUUGCGUACUCUUAAAGCUGAAACUGUUGCCGGAUUGAGUGAGGAGUCCAUCGCUAUUUUAUUAGAGAAAUUCGAAGAAGACAACACGUGGAUGACUUCAGGAGAGUAUGCCGUAUGUCAACUUGGCGGGAUCUAAUCACCUUUUCUUCAAAUAUUCAACAAAAAACCCCAUUAAAUCGCAUUUUCCUCCCAGCACACCGUCGUCUCCGGCUGUUCCCUUUUUUUCUGUUUUCUUCUAAAUUAGUUUUUUUAUCACUCAUAUCAUAUUGCUCCUACUGCAACUAAUUUCAUCUUUAGGCUUUUUCAUGCACGUAGACUUUACUCAGCAACUAUUCUGUCCCAAUUCUUGUUUUUGACUUUUUUGAAGGUAGAGUAGCGAAGUUUUUUUGUUAUUUUUAAAUAUAUUACAAAAAAGGUCCCGAAUUUCGAGAAACAAGCGAAAAUUUAGCUUUAAAAAAAUUAAAAAUUCAAAUCUGAAAUUGUUCGCAAUCGUUAAGAAAUUCUGUCAUUUUUUCUAAUAUUUUUUUAGAAAUUAAAAAGAACUUCCCAAAAUACAAUUCCCUGCACUUUUCUUCUGUGUGAAUGAUCGUCUAGAUUUAGAUUCCCCCCAUUGCGCUCCUACCUCACAAUCCACCCAUCCAGAACUUCCCCCAAUCAUUUGUUGUAUUUAUUUUAGUAUUAAUAAACGCUUAUAUUUGUAAA